Physcomitrium patens is the source of this 1414-nucleotide messenger RNA. Its product is annotated as vacuolar protein sorting-associated protein 29. Gene Ontology annotation, cellular component: retromer complex. Lineage: Eukaryota; Viridiplantae; Streptophyta; Bryopsida; Funariales; Funariaceae. The record is from RefSeq and is a predicted model, not a curated record. Gene Ontology annotation, biological process: retrograde transport, endosome to Golgi.
UCUUCCAAGCCUGUUUGUUUGUUUCAAGCUGUGGCGCUUCUGUCGUCGUCGUCGUCGAGGUCGAAGGGUCGUGGCUCUGCCUGGCUGUGGUGGUGGUGAUCAUCGUCUCCACACUCUCUCUCGGGUAUCGUGAAGUUGUAGUUGUUUAUGGGCUUCGCACCCUGCCUCGGACAUCGCCCUGCACCGCCACCGCCUCGGAGACUGAACCCACAUUCGCAUCUAUCUAAUACUUCCUUCUUGCCAACGAAUCUCUCUGCCCCCCUGCAGCAGCAAGCAGCAGCUCCACUGUGACCAUUUGUGCCAUGCUCUCGUUGGGGCAUUGCGCUUCUUGCAUCUUGCUUGGAUGAGGGUAUUGUGGACGUAAGUUUGGCCCUGAUUUGCAAUAGGGUUUUGGUGACCUCGUAGCGCGGUGUCAGCUGCGCCAGUGCGCGGGUCCUGGUCUCAGGAUUGACUGUUGGAAGAGGCGCAAGUCGUGUCAUCGCCUUGUAGAGCAACGAAUUUCAGGAGGUGCUUUAGACUUGAGAGAAGAAGAGCGGUUACGUAUCGCUUACGGAGCCUGGAGUCGAUCACUCAAGAUGGUGCUCGUUCUGGCCCUAGGUGACCUGCACAUUCCUCACAGGGCCGCGGAUCUGCCUGCCAAGUUCAAAUCUAUGCUAGUGCCGGGAAAGAUUCAGCACAUCCUCAGCCCUGGCAAUCUUUGCAUCAAGGAAGUCCAUGAUUAUUUGAAGUCAUUGUGUUCGGACGUUCAAAUCACGCGUGGAGAGUAUGACGAAGACACUCAUUACCCUGAGACAAAGCAGCUGAUCAUCGGUGCUUUCAAGCUCGGCAUUUGCCACGGCCAUCAGGUUGAGCCAUGGGGAGAUUUGGAUUCAUUGGCGAUGCUUCAACGCCAGCUGGAUGUUGAUAUUCUGAUAACUGGUCAUACUCAUCAGUUCAAAGCUUACAAGCACGAAGGAGGAGUAAUAAUUAAUCCAGGAUCUGCCACCGGAGCAUACAGCAGCAUCACAUACGAUGUGAACCCCAGCUUUGUCCUCAUGGAUAUUGAUGGCUUACGAGUUGUCGUCUAUGUCUACGAGCUCGUUGAUGGAGAAGUGAAGGUCGACAAGAUUGACUUCAAAAAGCCUCAAUAAUUCAGAAGCUUUGUGAUUGGCCGUCGCAUUUAAUGUUGUUGAAGAGCAUUUUCAUUUAGUGUAAUGGUAGUCAGGGUGCAUGUGCCAUAGUUUAAAAAUAAGGACAGUCAUUUUGUAGACAUUUUGUAAGUAAGUUUUAGUGUGCUGAGGGAUUGAGACACUUUCACAUCUUCUCAUCCUCAAUAUCUAUUGUUGCGAACGUGGAUGCUGAAAAUUUGUUUUCUUAGGCACAUUUCGUUGUUUUUAGCGAUUCAAAGGAUGUGAGGUUGUCCAUGGAAAAUCCA